AGAGAUUUCCCUGCCUGUCUAUCUCUCUCUGUAACUAUAGAGUCAGCGCUUUAAACUUUCUGCAGGGAGGAAAAAGUUUGUUCUGGGACACGUGUGAGUGAGUGAGAGGGAAGCUGGAGUGAUGUUCCCCAGCUUGACUGAUUCCCCUUCAUUCUGAGUCUGCCUCAGCUCCCCCCACUUCUAUCUCUCUCUCUCACACACACACACACACUCUCCCACCUUGAAAGAAAUGGUCGGCGGAGAUGGGAUUGUGCCUGGGAUCCGAGAGUACAGCCGAGGAGCGCCAGGCGCGGCUCCGCAGUGAGAAGAUUGACCGUGUACUGUGUGAAUGUGCCAAGCAGGAGCAGAACAUGGUGAAGAUCCUGCUGCUGGGUGCAGCAGAGAGUGGAAAGAGUACAUUGGUAAAACAAAUGAAGAUCAUUCACAGUCAUGGUUUCACUGAAGAAGAACUUAUAAGUUUCAAGCCUGCUGUCCUGGACAACCUCCUCAGUUCAAUGAAGUUUGUGCUCCAAGGGAUGGGAAUCCUGAGGAUUAAUCUGGCCAACCCCAAGAAUACCAUCCACGCUCAGACGGUACUGUCCUGUGGUCGCUGUUUCGAUGAGGAUUAUGCGCUCUUCCCCUUCAUGUCCCACGCCCUCCGCUUCCUAUGGGCGGACCAGGGAGUCAAACUGGCAGCAUCGCGAGGCUAUGAGUUUGAGCUGAAUGACUCGGCACAUUACUUUUUUAUGAACAUUAAUCGAAUCACUUCACCAGAAUACAAGCCAACACAAACGGAUUUACUGAGGGUUCGGCUACGAACGACAGGUGUCAUUGAAACUCAGUUCAAGAUCAAUAACUUGGUAAUCCGGCUGUAUGAUGUCGGAGGCCAGCGGACAGAGCGGAGGAAGUGGAUUGGCUGCUUUGAGGACAUGAGGGCGGUGUUAUUUGUGGCAGCAUUGAGUGGGUAUGACAUGAAUCUAUUGGAGGAGCCAGCAGUGAAUCGCUUGCAGGAAAGUUUGAGGCUGUUUUCUUCCAUCUGCAACAACAUAUUCUUCAGGAAUACCUCCAUGAUCUUGUUCUUGAACAAAAUUGACCUGUUCCAAGAAAAGAUUUUGCACUCGGGGAGACAUCUCCGCCUGUACUUUGCACAAUAUCGAGGUGCUGAUUGCGAUGUGGAUUCUGCUGCCCGUUUUGUUGCCAGUCAGUUCCUGUCUCUUAACAGGAACCCAGCAAAGUUGAUCUACCACCAUUUCACAACAGCCACCGAUACAUCCAAUAUCCAAGUUGUCUUCCAGGUUGUCAUGGACACCAUUAUAAAAGAAAACCUGCAAGCGGUCUCUCUGCUUUAAUCCUGAUUGGGUGCAGUGGGCACGGUUCUGGGGUAAGAGACAAAGCAUUUCCCCAGAGUCUGCUCUGGCUUGUGACCGGGCCAGUGAAAGGACAGCCCCCUGGACCCUCAGACCAGACUCCCUGCAAUCACAUGGACUUAUCACUGUGUUGAGCUAUUGCGUCCUAGGUGACCUCCUUUAUAGUAAUGGAGAGGGAUUAAUGGUGAAACUCCACAUCAUUUCAAUAUUGUAACCACCCAACCUCCUGUCAGUGAGGGCAUGGAGGGUGCUAUGAAGGAUAUUUAAAGUUCCACAUCUCCACUCUACAAGAGGGGACUGUGGAUUCAAUCAUUCCAGCACAGCCUUGGCAAAAUGAGCACUGUUUGAGGUUUCUGGCAGCCCAGUUCUCCUCUUCCUUCUGCUAUACCUCUAGUUCCUGAUUCCAGAGGUGGCUUUGGCAAUGCAGGCUGCAUUUGGAGGACAAUUCCAGUGACGUUUCAUUGGAUAAUGCCUGGGGGGAGACCAUUUACUGUGACAAUCAGGCCAAACCCGUCAAACAUUGAGAUUUUCUGUGAUGGUACAAUACCGUGAACCAAUAUGCAGUCCUACAGACAAUUCCCACCAACUCUGAUUAUAAACUACAGUCAUCGCUCUCUCUGGGGUAGGGGAGAGGCAAGGCUUUCAGUCUCCUGAUUUACUGAUGUUCUAGUUUGUUGCUGCCUAUAGUUCAAUCCUUUCUUAUGAAGGGAGUUUCAGUAUGUUAUGGAAAGCUGUCUCAAUAUAUUUUGUUAUAUUGUUAAUAUUGAAUGACAAAUGUUGCACUGGUGUAUGUUCAGAAUAAAGUAGUUAAUGCCCUUAAA
This is a messenger RNA of Hemiscyllium ocellatum (epaulette shark), 2167 nucleotides long. It is a transcript of the gene gnav1, whose product is annotated as guanine nucleotide binding protein (G protein) alpha v1. Lineage: Eukaryota; Metazoa; Chordata; Chondrichthyes; Orectolobiformes; Hemiscylliidae. Bases 243 to 1328 code for a protein of 361 amino acids. Gene Ontology annotation, cellular component: heterotrimeric G-protein complex. Gene Ontology annotation, molecular function: G-protein beta/gamma-subunit complex binding; GTPase activity; G protein-coupled receptor binding. The record is from RefSeq and is a predicted model, not a curated record. The transcript is spliced from 9 exons. Gene Ontology annotation, biological process: adenylate cyclase-modulating G protein-coupled receptor signaling pathway.